CAACAGUUUACAAAAGGGGAGGGCUCCCCGUAGAAUUUAGCUGACGUCGAGGACCGUGACUUGUGCGCGGAGCUAACAAUCGUCAGCACGCUCGAGAUCCAGUACAGUGCAGCACACCAAUUUGUAGCAUUAGCUCGCGCGAGUUACUGAGGAGGUCCGCCAACAAGACUGAACGAGGAGGGUUUCUUUUCAUCACGCCCAGGCUGAUCCCGGAAACCCAGAGACGGGGACCACCUUGAAGAACAAUAUAGGACCGAGAGCUAGCAAUGAGCGGCGGCGGCGCCCGCGCCAAUAGGAAGGGCAGCCUAGGCAGCGUCGAUGGCAGCAGCGGCAUCGGCGACGACGAGCUCCGAACCGUGGGCGAAUACCUGGCCGCCAUCGCAACAUGCAUGACUGAAUCUCUGCGCAUUCUCAUGUUCGCCGACAAGCGGCAAUGGGGCCCCGACGAGUUUGAGCAGACGCGCGCGCUCGAGGAAGCCCUGGACGAGGCCAAGGAGGACUUUCAAGAGAUGGCCCCUCUCGUAAACGGACAGUUUUACUACGAGAACGACCGUACCCCCGAAUCCCUCCAAACGCUCCGAAACCUCCUCGACCGCUUCCAGUCUCUCACCCAGAACCUGCGCGACUGGGUCCGCCACGGCGGGCCCAUCAACCCGGUCUGGGCGCGCGAGACGGCCCAGCUGCGGCGGGCCCUGCACCGCGCCCAGCGCCGCGCCGCGGGCCGCAUCUUCGCCGCCGUCCAGCAGGACCCGGACGACGGCGGCGCCCGCUGCCUCGGCGCCGCCCGCGUCUACCGCCAGCAGAAGCGCAUCGAGGCCGAGCGCGCGCGCAGGCCGGCGUGGCAGCAGCAGCAGCAGCACCAGCAUCAGCAGCAGCAGUACCAGCACGGAGGUCAGCACCGGGGGCGGACCGGCGGGAGGAGCCAUGAGGGGUUGGAGGCCACUCGGAGACCGGGGGAUCUGGUGGGGGGUGGUGGCUUCGCGGGGUCGGGUUACGACGACGGCGGUGCUGCGGACGUUGUCGGCGAAGUUGGUAGUGGUGGUGGUGGUGGUGUGGGGUUGGGGAGGAGAGGGAGCCUGGAGGAGCUCGUGCCGAGCUGUAACGCGGUCGGCAGGUUCAGGCUAUUCGGGGAGGACUCGCACGACGCGGCGUUCGUGUGCGACUACUGCGACGGGUUCAUCGUGUGGCCGGAUCUGCAGAGCAUACCGUCCGAGAGGACGCCGCUGCCGCCGACGGCGGUCUCGGGGUAUCCGCACUGGCAGGCCAAGGGGAUCAGCGCCCAGAGCGGGGAGGAGAAGCAGGUCGUGUUCCCUCCGGUGGCGAUAGCGAACCACAUGCCGCCCGAGCCGGGGGAUUUUCGGGCCGGCCUGAUCUGCCCGUACUGCGAAGAGGCGACGUACCUUGACGAGGGGGAGGACAGCUCCGACGUCAAGUACGUCCAGGAUGAGAAGGGAAUGCCGGAUCUCGAGGCGUUUCGGGAACAUCUCGAAUGGUAUCAUACGGCACUCCCGGUGCCGCCGAUAUCAUCCUUGACGUCUGCGCUGCCCUCGGCGUCAAACUGCAGGGUCAUGUAAAGCAGCGUCAUUUUGUUCUUUUUUUUCCUUUUCUUUUCUUUUUUUUUAACUCUUGAGUUGGGGGGAAAGGGCGGAUUGGUUUUCCCAGUUUGAGCAUGGAGUUUACGGACGGGUGGCCACACAAUGGAACGGCUCGAAGGCGCAGGGUCAUUGAGUAUUAUUCUUUUUUUUUUCUUUUCUUUUCUUCCCCAAGAUUCCAGGAGCGCAUCAUUGCAGGUCAAUGCAAAAGCAUCUCGGAAUCUUUGCCUAGCAUCCCCAUGCUUCCAGCAUGGCCAUCGAACAUUAUAUUAACGGCAUUUGCAGUCAAACAUAUACACAAAACAGCGGCAGAACCGGCCACUGAAUCCCAUGCCCCAACUCCGAUGCUGAGCCUGAAAACACAAGGUAGCAGUUCCCUAAUAUUCGGCCACAUAAAUGGCCGCUCCCUCACGGUAACCACCCCCCCCCCCC
Thermothelomyces thermophilus ATCC 42464 is the source of this 2024-nucleotide messenger RNA. RefSeq lists its product as uncharacterized. The record is from RefSeq and is a predicted model, not a curated record. The transcript has 2 exons. Lineage: Eukaryota; Fungi; Ascomycota; Sordariomycetes; Sordariales; Chaetomiaceae. Bases 267 to 1574 code for a protein of 435 amino acids.